Messenger RNA from Anolis sagrei ordinatus, 972 nucleotides. Its product is annotated as olfactory receptor 6B1-like. The record is from RefSeq and is a predicted model, not a curated record. Gene Ontology annotation, biological process: G protein-coupled receptor signaling pathway. Gene Ontology annotation, cellular component: membrane. Lineage: Eukaryota; Metazoa; Chordata; Lepidosauria; Squamata; Anolidae. Gene Ontology annotation, molecular function: olfactory receptor activity; odorant binding; G protein-coupled receptor activity.
AUGGAUCAUAAGAAUAAAAGCACCUCCAAAGUGUUUGUCUUGCUUGGAUUUCCAACUUCCAUGGAACUUCAAGUGGUUCUCUUUGUUAUAUUCCUUGUAGCCUACAUUUUGACACUCCUAGAAAAUGUUAUUAUCAUUGCUGUGAUCAAAACCAACCCUUAUCUUAAUAAACCCAUGUAUUUCUUCCUCAGCAACCUCUCCUUCCUAGAGUCAUGGUACAUUUGUGUAAUUGUUCCAAAGUUAUUGGUCAACUUCCUAGUGAAAGAAAAUACUAUCUCCUUUGAAGGGUGCAUGACCCAGCUCUACUUUUUCAGUUCCCUCAUAUGUACAGAAUGUGUUCUUCUGGCAGUAAUGGCCUAUGAUCGAUAUGUGGCCAUCUGCAACCCAUUGCGCUAUUCAACCAUCAUGACCCAACAUUUCUGCAUGCAGUUAGCAGUGGGUUCAUGGCUAACUGGAUUUGUGGCUUCAAUGUUGAAGGUUGUCUUCAUAUCUCGACUACCCUUUUGUGGUCCUCACAUCAUCAACCACUUCUACUGUGACAUUUCACCCUUGUUACAUAUGGCAUGCGAAGAUAUGACAGUGGCUGAAAUAGUGGACUUUGUCUUGGCCUUAAUAAUUCUGUUAAUCCCAUUGUCAAUUACAAUCAUUUCGUACAUCUGCAUUAUCAGAACAAUUUUGGGUAUUCGUUCUGCCCAGGGCCAGAAGAAGGCUUUCUCCACAUGUGCUGCUCACCUCACUGUAGUCACAAUCUUCUUCUCAGCUACCCUCUUCAUGUAUGCAAGGCCAAAGAGAAUCCAUCCUUUCAAUCUUAACAAAUUGGUUUCUGUUGUAUAUACCAUUGUAACUCCAAUGUUGAAUCCUUUCAUUUACUGUUUGAGAAAUCAAGAGAUCAAGGGGGCUGUGAAGAAAGCUUUCCGUACCCCCCAAUCCCUGUCUCAAAACUUUGUGCCUAAGGUUGAAUGGAUCAGGUAG